This is a messenger RNA of Myotis brandtii (Brandt's bat), 3777 nucleotides long. RefSeq names its product coiled-coil domain containing 129 (gene ITPRID1). The transcript is spliced from 15 exons. Lineage: Eukaryota; Metazoa; Chordata; Mammalia; Chiroptera; Vespertilionidae. The record is from RefSeq and is a predicted model, not a curated record. Bases 36 to 3086 code for a protein of 1016 amino acids. Gene Ontology annotation, molecular function: signaling receptor binding.
AAGAAAGACCAUUAGCAAGAAGAUCAGUGUGCCAAAUGAUGAUGAUGGAGAAGUCACAUGGAUCUGACAGCCCUCGAGGAGGCCAGGAGAGGAGCCGGAGAGGCAUCCUGCGGUCCACCAAGAGGGCCUGGGCUCCCCUGGAAGAGCAGCCGCCUCCAGGCUCUGAGGAGGAAGGCCAGAGUCUCCCCACGCCCUCGCUAGACGGUUCCAAACAAGAAAGUAUUCAGCGGUGGCUGGACUCUGGGUCCUUUGUCUCUGUAGAUGAAAACUUUCAGCAAGUCACCGACCACACAGUUUUCUCGCAUGAACAAGGAAUGGUUCAAAUGACUGUGAAAGACUACCUGAGAUCUCUGCACCAAUGUUCAGAAACUCCCACCCUAUCCAGAGGGACCAGCUUCAACUCGUGCCAUUCUGCUGUGAGUAUACCACAAAGCAUUCCUGAGUGGCUGGAAUUUGGGGAAAAAGAUCCAGUGGACAUUCUGUUGGAUCUGGGGUUUGGUGCUGACGAGCCAGACAUCUGCACACAAAUUCCAGCCAGAUUCCUGGGUUGUGACUCAGCAGCCACAGGGAUCAAUAUCCAUGUUUUUCUUGAAGCUCAAAAGCAGCGAAUGGACAUUGAGAACCCUAACUUGUAUGGCCGUUUCCGACAGCUGGAAAUCCUGGGUCAGGUGGCCAAUGCCUUCUCAUCUUUGCUGAAUGAUGUUAGCACCUGGCAGAGCAAAGCUGAAGAGAAAGACGAAGAGGAAAAUAUGCAAAGAACUUCAGUGAGUGGAGCCGAAGGACAUCCAGGAAGAGAGGGGGAACUUUUCAGGAGAGCCUCGAAGCAGAUCAGGAGCGACGGUAGUUCAGAAGUGUCAGGGUCUCUGAAGAAGAGAGAACAUUUUUCCAGCACCUGUGCAGGACCAGGGGGAUGUGCAAUAGAAUCACCAGCUGUGACAGACAACCUUGACCAAAGUCAUUUAUCUCCUUCGGCCGAGCAUUGGUCUCUCCAAGCCUGUGAUGACUUGAUACCUUGUCGUCCUCCCAGAGCUCUUCUGAAAAGGCGCUGGCCUUACUCACCCAAGCUAGCCAAGCAGACUCCUCCUUCCUAUGUGUCUGAGGGGUCAGUCAAGGACAGAACUCGGAAAGAAAAUGUGAUUCAGACUAACAAGCUCAAGAGCUUAUCUGGGGUGAGGAAGGCACCAGACUCCUUCGAAAUGGAAGAGGUCCAGAGCUUUGAAGAGGAGAUUGGUGAUCACCCUGACCUGACUUCAGGAGCUAAAGGCACCACAGUGAGCAGAGCAAACAGCUGCCAGUCUGACAGCAGUGGGUUCCUGGAGGAGCCACCGGACCCGCCAGCCCUGCAGAGGCCCUCCUUGCCUGGAGGCCCAAGUCCUGCUGAGAAUGGAAGUAGAAAGCCCAGGGGUCAGGGCCAGCACUCAGGGGCACUCCAGGACUGCCAGCCAGAGGCAGGCGAGUCUGACUCCACGAGUGUGGUGAGCACAGCUUCUUCCGGUCAAGACUGGAGUGUCUUAGAGGACAAGUCUUCAACAGCUGUGGUGGAGGAAGAGUCUCAGCUCGAGGCCACGGGGGGACCACUGGAACGGUUGGCCUCAGAUAUGGCCCUGGACGUGGCCAGCACUGGGGGAGAACACCCCAGGAAAGACAGCCAUCAGUGGCAGCCCCCGCCCGUGCCCCACACCCAACGUGAGGACAGUGUCGGCACGACGGCCUCCAGAUGUGACCAUCCUCUGGAGUUUAUGGUGACCCACCUCACAGAAGGGAAGGAUGGGUUCCUGAGGCCGGAGGGAGCUGGGGGCCUGUGCGUGCAGAGCCUCCACUGUGAGCCUCAGAGGUCACCUGGAGUGGGUCACCCUCAAGACAAGUUCCUUCAUGUUGACUCUGAGGCCCCAAGAGAAGCAGAAAGCUGUCAACUCUGUCCUGACAUCAACAGCACCUUCCUGACUCAGCAAGUCCCCAAGCCCGACGAGGCCAUGCCCCAUACAGUUGACCUUAUUCAAACAUCUGAGAAGUCCGUUCCGCACCCCAAUAAGCUGCCUGGAGGUACCUCUCCCCAAAUGAAGCUAAGGUGUAGAGCCUGGGGUCACAUACCACCCAGGGCAGAAUCUGAGAUGGGAACCCUUCCUUCAAAUGCUGACUCAAGCGCUGUCAGCUCCGAGUCUGUGACAACCCAGAUGUCCUGCAACCUGGUGUCAGCUGCUCAGAAUGCUGUGGCCUUGGGGACUGAUUCUAGAAGAACAGCUUUAGAAUGCACUGUGUGUGACCCUGUUAGCACAGCAGAACCUGUCCUGGGGGCCGAAGCCAGGCAGUUCAGUGAUGUCUCUGUUCAGACUUAUUUGUGUGAGCCCAGGUCCUGGCAUCGCUGUUCAGCUCCAGGAAACGAGGCCCGGCCCCUCACCAAAUCUGUCUCUCUAGACACGGGCUUCCCUAGUCCCUGCCCAGAGGACAUCUGCCAUGCUGCACCUGUCCCCUGCUGUGACUGCUGUCAUCACCAUCCCCACUGCCACUCGGCCUGCGGGCAUGGCCCGCGCUGGCACGGUCACCCAGAAGCCCAAUUCAUGAAGACUGCGGUGCGGGAGCUGUGCUCUCACACAGCCCGGGAGACGGAAGCAAUGAGGACGCUCUGCCAGUGUUUCCAGGAGCACUUGGAGGAAAUGGAAAAGCACCUCACAGGGCAGCAGGCCCUCUUUUCCAGGGACAUGUCCGAAGAGGAGAGGAAGGAGGCCGAGCAACUGCAGACUUUAUGCAAGGCCCUGCGGCAGCAGGUGGAGGAGCUGGAGCUGCAGUUAGGAUACCGGGCUCAGCAAAUCAGACAAGGGAUCCUGUUGCAGCUUGAUCUUCUCACAGGAGAACCACCUGCAUACGAUACAAACCCGCACCUUUAUGACUGGACAGAAGAAAAGAAUGGCCAGAUUUCACACACCCACAUCCACCCAGCCAUGGCCCCUGGGGCUGCCUUUCCUCCGGACGAUGGCCAGCAGGCUCCCUGCUCAGGGGAAAGGCCAUGCGAAGACCCAGAGGAAAGGCAGCCGUCUACAAGCCAGGAAGAGAAUCCUCAGCAGAAACCAGCCCUGCUGGUACCUUGAUCUUGGACUUCUGGCCUCUAGAACUCUGAACAAGUGAACCUCUGUUGUCUGAGCCGCCCGGAUGGUGAUGUUCUAUGACGGCAGCCCAGAUUUCCGUUCUGAGAAGUGGGGUGCUGCUGUAACAAAUGACCUAAAAACAUGAGAGCAGCUCUGGAGCUGGGCAAAGGGUUGGGACUGGAAGAGUUUUGGGGUGCCUAUCUCUUCAGAACAAGCUUUCUCCAUCUUUGCUGGGUGGUGGUCUAUCCUGUUCAGUUCUCAACGCCUCGGUAUGUUGCUUAUGAUGAAGUCCUAUGCAUCAUAGGUCAUGAUGGGUCCAAUCCUUUAUAUACAGAUUGAAAGGAUCCCUUUCUCUUGCUAGCUCCUCUCUGUGAAUCCCCCCCACCUUCUCUGACUCCUACGGGUUCCUUUUCCUGGCUCUGCCUACAGAACCCUGGUUUUAGCAUCCAUGCACGAUAAUGAACUUCCUGAAACUGGGUCUACCUCAGGGAAAAGCAGCAAAACAAGAGCCUGCCAAUUCCCCACUGCUGGAGUUGCUACACCCGACGCCACCUUCACGGCUGCUGCCAUUGCCAGUGCCAGGGGGAUGUCACUUCCUUGAGCAUGCUGAUCGUAGGGCUUAGAGGGGAGAGAUCUCUUUCCCCAUCAGCUCCUUCCCCAAUCCUCUAGCUCAGUGGUCGGCAAACUACGGCUC